CAGUCCUUGCUGCAGCCUUAUAGAAAGCACUAGUCAUUAGUUUGGCCUACAUUUCUAUUUGUUGGUGGCCCUUAUGGCUGUGGAGCUACUUGCCCCUGGCGUCAGUCACCUGCUCUUUAGCUUCGGCCAAAGCAUCAUUGGCAGGUAUUGGCAGCAGGACACUAGUCACAGUCUCUAUUACAUGACCAGUAGCCCAGCAGCCAUUGGGGCAGUCACACGGACCAACCAGUCGCUAUUGGCUGCAGCUCUCACGUUCUGGGGCUCAUUUAUUAAUAUAAGUACACCGGUAAAGUAUCCCAUAGCAACCAAUAAGCAGCUGCCUUUGAUUGGUCCAGGGGCCAAGUUAGUCUGAUGGAAACAGCGUCUGGAUUGGUUGUUGCACUUUGCUACCUGUGCUGCUGGUAAAGUGCAUUGCAGGCACAGCGGUACCAGACCGUUACUAGGGCCUGUGCUUUGCCAGAGGAAAGAAUUGGUGACAAGCGUGCAAAUAUACAGAUUGUGCUCCCAAACUCCCCCACGCUUGCGCCUCUCACUUGCUGCUUUAUCAGCUGCUGCUUUUUUUUCCGCCUGAUGGAGAGGGAGCACGGAGUUCCUGAGCGAGCAGCCAAUCCGCGCCACCUCUCUAGAGCUCUGACCAAUAGCGUGCCGCUCUCCUCCGUUCCCGCUGUGUGAGCUGGCCAAUUAUCUGCUUGUUGCUAAGGCGUUGGUGCGGCUUGGUUAGUGCUCGCGCAUCCCUCCCCCACACUCCUUCCCGCCCGCACUUGGACACGUCCGCCGAGCGCCUGAGAGACGGGCGGGUGACUCAGCACAAUCCAACAUGUCUCUGUCAGUUAGAAAUAAAGCCUCCUCCUCCUUCCUGCCGCCCAGAGGUGCGCGGAGAACUGCCGUCCUGAGCAGCCCAACCGCACACACACCUCGGGGCAGCUGAGCACUUGCCACUUUUAUCGGGGAGCUCCGUGAGAAUCCCCCUCUUUUGUUUCCGUGGGCCCUGCUUAUAUUCUGCCGCAGAGUACCCACUGCCCACACCAGGCGCUAAUGCCCCAAACUUGACAGGCAAUUUCCCGCCCGUUUGGAAGCGGAAGCGGCUGAGGAAAGGCGCGCGCACAGGCGGAAGCGGGGGCCGCGCCUUAUCGAGAGCGCGCUCUCUCUCCCUCUGACACAGAUUUGCUUACGUUACUAUAAAUGGUUUGAAGCCGAGGGAGGCGACAUAAGGGAAAGCUGCAGCCCCGGCACAACGCCUCUCCGAGCGGGGGACUCGAGUGCUGUCAGAGCUGUCGGAAGUUUAGCGCUUGUGCCCGCGGUGCGCCUCCCACUCCCCAGCAACACCCCCGCCUCCAGUGGUACGUCCCAGGGUGUGGAGCUUCAGCGCUGGGAGAGCCCGGAGUUUGGAGCCGGGGAGACUGCCGCUGUGCCGUAGCAACAUUCCUCCCUAACGGAUAUCGACAUAGCGGGGCCCCUCCCGAUCCGCCCGACCUGUGCCUGCCUUCCACCUCCGCAAUCCCGGCCCUCUGCAGUCACCGCUGGGCUCUGGAAUUGGGGAGAAGCCCAUGUGACCUUCCAUGACCCGUCUUCCCCCAAACCCUGCUCAUCGCUGGCCUGUGGGCUCCUGGCAACUGUGCGCUACUGGCCUCGUAUUGGCUCUACUCGCAGUGCCUUGUGUCUGUGCCCCUAUCGGCACCAUGUUCCCCCAGAGAUAGGCCGGACAUACAUUCUACACACGGAUUAUACCCACAGCGCCCCUUCCUGCCUGGCAUGGCCCAUCGGGUCAGUGGAUGUAGGGGUGCGCGCUAGGGGCCUGGGAUUUCAUCUCUAUACUCGUGGGUCGGCUAUUUAGAAGAGAUCUCGAUGGUGAUCACAUCCAGCUCUGAAGAGGUUCCCCCUCAGAGAAUGCUGUCAGCUCUGCACACCGAGUGGAUCAAUAAGGAUCCAGUUUGUUACCUGCCCCCUUCUCACUGCAACAAGAAGCCCUCCAGAAGUGGCAGCAGUACAGGAUGCAAGUCGUCCUCCUCCUCCUCCUCUUUCUGUCCGGCUGCCCCUUUUGCCUUUGUCCCCACUGAGGCAAACAUGUCGAGCCAGCACAGCCACGCUCCUUUUUCCAGCCUUCAGUCAAUGGCUGAUCAUCAGCAGGGCCUGCCUGAUAUGACCAUUUUACAGAGGCGGAUUCCAUUAACCUUUAGAGAAUCAGCAGCUGCACCACUAAGGAAGCUUUCGGUGGAUUUAAUAAAGACUUACAAGCACAUAAAUGAGGUGUAUUAUACUAAAAAGAAGCGACGAGCUCAGCAGGUGCCACCUGAAGACUCCAGCACGAAGAAGGAGAGAAAAGUAUUCAAUGAUGGCUUUGAUGAUGACAACUAUGACUAUAUUGUAAAAAAUGGCGAAAAGUGGAUGGACCGGUAUGAAAUAGAUUCCCUCAUUGGAAAAGGAUCCUUUGGACAAGUGGUAAAGGCAUAUGAUCAUCACGAUCAAGAAUGGGUAGCUAUCAAAAUUAUCAAAAAUAAAAAAGCCUUUCUGAACCAGGCUCAGAUCGAGUUGCGGCUUCUUGAGCUAAUGAACAAACAUGAUACGGAAAUGAAGUAUUACAUAGUGCACUUAAAACGGCACUUCAUGUUUCGAAACCAUCUUUGCCUGGUGUUUGAGCUACUGUCGUACAACUUAUAUGAUCUUCUAAGAAACACAAACUUCCGCGGCGUCUCCCUGAACCUCACCCGCAAGUUUGCGCAGCAGCUUUGUACUGCUUUGCUUUUCUUGGCUACUCCUGAACUUAGUAUAAUCCAUUGUGACCUGAAACCUGAAAAUAUCCUUCUGUGUAACCCUAAGCGCAGUGCCAUCAAAAUUGUGGACUUUGGCAGCUCCUGUCAGCUUGGACAACGGAUCUACCAGUAUAUUCAGAGCCGGUUUUAUCGUUCACCUGAAGUCUUGCUGGGGAUGCCAUACGACCUGGCAAUAGACAUGUGGUCCUUAGGCUGUAUUUUGGUGGAAAUGCAUACAGGAGAGCCUCUAUUCAGUGGAUCCAAUGAGGUGGAUCAGAUGAACAAGAUUGUGGAGGUUUUGGGAACUCCCCCUAACCACAUGUUGGAUCAAGCUCCAAAAGCAAGGAAAUACUUUGACAAGCUUCCUGAAGGAACGUGGACUGUAAAGAAAAAUAAAGAUCUCAAAAAGGACUACAAGGUGCCAGGGACUCGCAGACUUCAUGAAGUGUUGGGUGUGGAAACAGGAGGUCCUGGCGGUCGCAGAGGAGGAGAGCAGGGGCACUCUCCUUCAGACUAUCUCAAAUUCAAAGACUUAAUUUUAAGGAUGCUGGAUUAUGACCCCAAGACUAGAAUCACCCCUUUCUAUGCCCUCCAGCACAACUUCUUCAAGAAAACAACAGAUGAAGGGACAAAUACAAGUAAUAGUAACUCUACAAGCCCUGCAAUGGACCAUAGUCACUCAACAAGUACCACCAGUUCUGUGUCUAGCUCAGGAGGAUCUAGUGGCUCUUCGAAUGAUAACCGUAAUUACCGGUACAGCAACAGAUACUACAACAGUGCCGUUGCCCACACAGAUUAUGAGAUGCAGAGUCCACAGACUCAUUCACAGCAGCAGAUAAGACUGUGGGCUGGUGGAGAUGUUCCAAUCACAAACAGUGAUUCCUACCCUCAGAUCUUACCUCACAAACCAACUCCCAGUCAGCCGCAGCAUUUUCAUGGAAACGAACCGCAUCACCCUCACCCGCUGUAUCAUCACGUAAACAGGCCGCACUAUCAUCGGCAGCUCAUCACCUCCUCCUCUCCGCAAAUCCCAGAGUCUAUGGAGCUCAGCUUGGGACACAGACACCCCCAGUCUUCCUCUUCAUUGCACCCACAUCACCCUAGCUUAGACUGCACUCCUUUUGGCUCCGCAAACUUACACUUAGGAGUAUCUGCUUUUCGGACUAGAACAGUCAGUGGGCAUACGGAUUCGGGCGUGCCUCUGAAUUACCCCUACACUAGCAACACAUCCAGCAUGGUUGGACCCCCUCACAUCCGAAACAGGACGGAAACGGAAGAGAGUGCGAUGUUAGGCGUUUGUGUUCCUCAGAGUACGGCAGCAAGUUCUUGAUGAUUCUUUAAUGUACAAAUAAAGCCAUACCAAUAAUAGAAAUACUGAAUUCGAAAAAGGAGGUCUGACAGGCUUUGAAGGGUUGGGGUUGUGGAAAAGGGUGAGCUGGCUUUUAUCACAACCAUCAAAAAAUGUCAAGGUUUAGCUGUUAAUGUGAAUUGUUUAUUUAUUAAAAAAAAAAUCACUACGAGAGGAGUGUGAAGUGUGUGUUGACCAUGCAAAGCAGUUUUAACAGACUUCAACUGGACUGCUCUUUUUUUUUUUUAUUUUACCUUUAAUUUUUUUUUUUUUUUUAAUUGCUUUUGACACACUGGUAGAAGUUAACCUGUGCAAAGACUUCAAGACAUUUCCAAUGCUUCCAUUUCUAUCAUCAGUUCCUCUUCAGAAGAAGCAGGAGAAACCCAGACUUACUUUGCACGUCGGUGAACUCGUUUACAGGCCAAAACAUCACUCUGCAAAACACUGUCUGUGCCAGUUACCCCUCCGCUGCCAUUCUGCCAUUCAUAUAGAAUUCCUGUGUUGUUAUCCCCGAACCCCACUUUAUACCAACCUUGCUAGGGUGCAGAUACUGCACGUCACUGGAAUAACCUUGGCUGCUAACUCCACUCUCUCUCUCUCUCUCUCUCAACUGGAAUUGCUGCUAAAACUCUUUUUAACAGUUUUGCUUUAUAAAAACCUAAAAGGUUCCCAUGUCUUUUAUUUAUGACUUCAUACUCGGUCGGUUUUAGCUGUUUCAGGAAAGAUUUUUAGGAGCCAUUCAUUAUUUUACAGAUUAAUGCUGCAGAAGUUCAGUGUUCCCCUCCCAUCUGUCUCUUAACCCUCCCAAUUCCUUUUUUCCCCGCCCACUGACCCUUUAAAGUGACACUUUUUUAUACACUGAAUUCUGGUUUUAAACACUACAAAAAAAAAAUCCUUUUUAUGACUGCAUUUAUUACCCCUCCUUUUGAAUUUUAAUAAUACCUUGGCCUCUGUUCAGUGUGUGAUGGCACACCUCUUUGCGUUCAUGUAAGACGCUAAAGCCCUUGUUUCAGUAUUAAAACCUGUCCCUUACAGUCCUAGAUGCUGUAACAGUAGCGGUUUUGGGUUUUCAUUUUGCUUUCAAAAUGUACAAAAAACAAAACCUGUCCUUUUCAUAUCUCUGUGGAUAGUAACGUACUGUUUUAUUUUAUUUUGUUUUUUUUAAUUUAUUGUACCAAAGAUGGUAUUGAGGCAUCACUUUAAAAAUAUCAGACAUAUAAAACGAUUGUCUUUUUAAAUGUUUUCCCUUUUUUUCUUUUUUUUUUUUUCUUUUUGUUCUUAUGUGUUUUAAUUGGGCUUCGAAAUACUGAAUCAUGUGUAGUUGCUGUUUGGACUCCAAGGCCGUUCAGAUUCAUGUUUGUUUCAAGUAUUGGUGUUUUGGAGGAUACUAAAAAUAAAGUAAUAGACAGCUACAGAAGAUCAAGAGCUCAGUCUGAUUAUGUUUUGGAAGUGCGAUUUUUAAAGGCAACAUUAAGAACGACUGUACAAUAUUUUCACUGUGCUCAAUUGCUUUGGUGAUUCAAAAAGAUAAUGUCUGUUUAUACAUUUUUAUUUUGCUGUCAAAGGGCAGUAAAUGGGCAAAUUAAUCCAUUUUAUGAGAUGUAACUAUACAAAAAAACAUAUUUUUUUUUUAUUUUCAAAAACACACGUUGACAUUUCCAAAAAAUCUUUGUAUGCCAAACCUCUUUAGGAAUUGUGUGUACUGUCCGGCAUGCUUGUUACCCAUCAAUUUACUAUGCUGUUUUUUCAUUUCUGCUUUUGUAUACCAGAGUUUAUUAAUGUUAUUAAUGCACAUUUAAUCUAGUAAAGAUUUUUUUUUUUUUCUUAAAGCCUCUAAUUUAAAAUGUAUAGUAAUGUGGCAAUUUAUAGGCUUUAAGCUUUUAUUAUUUUUCGGUUUUUCUCUUCUGUUACACCAAAUUCUCCUUCAAAACAUGGGAAAAAAAAGAAAAUUACUUGCAAUGUUUUUUGCGCAGCGUUAACAGGGUAUUUUUGAUUGUAAAAGGAAGUAAAUGAAAAAAAACCAUGCUAAAGACUUUGUUCUUUCACCGUUGUGUAACUGAAACACUUAACCGUACAUUGUCUGUCAUUAUGGAAUUGCAAACUGCAAAUAUGAGUGUAACUUUAACUAUCAUUUUUGCUCCUUUCACUCCCGAUUGUUCUCAUCUACUACGUGACUUUCUCUUUUCAAGUAUAGACCAUCUUUCUACUGCACAAGAGAUCAAUAAAUGAGGCACUGCUUUGGACUUGU
Molecule: messenger RNA, 6346 nt
Organism: Xenopus laevis (African clawed frog)
Lineage: Eukaryota; Metazoa; Chordata; Amphibia; Anura; Pipidae
Gene: dyrk1a.2.L
Product: dual-specificity tyrosine-(Y)-phosphorylation regulated kinase 1A, gene 2 L homeolog
Exons: 11
Coding region: 1846-4080 (744 amino acids)
Biological process (GO): regulation of transcription by RNA polymerase II
Cellular component (GO): nuclear speck
Molecular function (GO): kinase activity; protein serine/threonine kinase activity; RNA polymerase II CTD heptapeptide repeat kinase activity
Source: RefSeq, a predicted model, not a curated record